This is a messenger RNA of Necator americanus (New World hookworm), 1674 nucleotides long. RefSeq lists its product as uncharacterized. The transcript is spliced from 9 exons. The coding region runs from base 1 to 1674 and encodes 557 amino acids. Gene Ontology annotation, cellular component: nucleus; Sin3-type complex. Gene Ontology annotation, molecular function: transcription corepressor activity. The record is from RefSeq and is a predicted model, not a curated record. Gene Ontology annotation, biological process: negative regulation of transcription by RNA polymerase II. Lineage: Eukaryota; Metazoa; Nematoda; Chromadorea; Rhabditida; Ancylostomatidae.
AUGCCGCGUAGAAGAAGAGGAAGACGGCGUCAGAUGUAUCGUUACGACGAGGAGUAUGGACUACUUGAGGAAAUAAUCAAAGUGACGUCACCUCCAGGCAAGAUAAAGGUUGCAAACCGUUAUGUGCGUCCAUCUGAGCCGAUUGCUAUAUCAGACUGGAAAUCUGUUAAUCGUACCUAUUGCGUUGUAUGUCGGGAAGGCGGAGAACUUCUGUGCUGUGAUGCAUGCCCGGCUUCAUUCCAUCUUCUAUGCCAUGAGCCGAUUAUUCGCCGAAAAACUAUACCUCGCGGUCGGUGGCUCUGCAAUAGAUGCCAUCACGUCGGCACCGAUGCGCCUUCACGUAAACGCAACCGCGUUUCUAUACUGAAUGAAGAAGAGCACAGACUGCUAGAGCUGAAUCGUAUCUUCACUAGCAGACACACCACGAACAUAGUCACGUUCUACGUAGCUCUUUCCACAUCCUUAUCAAAUUGCAAUGCUCGUCAGUUUGAACUUCCCGUAGCCUUGCGCAUAGAUGGUCUCCUACCGUACCGUGGUCUUGCGCAACCACGUUAUCUUGUCCUUGAUCAGCCAUGUACAGUUUGCAAUGGGAUGGGAGAGGAAUCACCCAGGAUUCGUUGCGAUUUCUGUCGUUACGUUUACCAUAUGGACUGCCUUCAACCUCCUCUAUGUACACCUCCAUCGGAAACAUGGAUGUGUCCAAAUCACGUCGAACCAAUUGUGGAAUCAAAACUACUUACCUCCAUAAGUGUCACCGAACGUCGUCAUCUAUGGGCGAAAUACGCUAGGCAAACCGUUGAUGAAUCUUCAAUACUUAAAAAAUUUCUAGACAAAAUCUUCGAAACUCAUAGCGAGUGGAAUCCGAAUUACAGACGAAAUGAACUCUUUGAAAACGACACUCGCAAUUCUUUGGAACAAGGCUCUUCACUGAAUAACAUCCAAUCAACAGCCGGUGCAAUCGCUUCUAGUUCAGAGGAGCCCGCCGUGUUAGUAGCAGAUCGUCCUGGAAUAUGGCGUGAUCGAGAGUGGGAUUGUGAACGAUCUCAGAGCACUAGCCUGAACUAUAGGGAUCAUCAUUCUCCCUCAAGAUCUACUUUACAUACAGCUAGAAGUCCAUCUCCUGGUUUAGUUGCAUCACAGCAUAAAUGCGUAGAUUCGACUCCGUUUUGUUCAGCUGUGCUGCCAAUCUCGACUUCGGGAUCGGAAUCUCGUUCCAUUGAUCGCAUGUAUACCAUAAUGUUGCCCGCCUACAACAAUGUCAAAGCUAAAGAAAGGGAAGAAUUACAAUUUAUCCACGUAGAUUUUGCUCUGGACGACGACAACUGCUCCUUGGAUUGCCGAUCAUAUUCCACUUGCGAAGACGUAUGUCAUCGUCGGAUUGACAUUAAUACAGGAGCAUCUGUGCUUCUUGCAACGCAAGAUACAGCGUCGCGAUUCUCUGAGGGAUACGAUGACAAAAAGAUUGAUAGCACAAAAGUUGAAUCAAUGACGCACACUAUACCUAUGAAUGUUCCGCAAUUAGACACCUGUUCUAUAACCUUCCACGGUUCUGUACUAAGAGCCCUUAUAGAGGGUCCUGACGGAUCUUCUCCGGAACACAUCACAAAAAACAAAUCAAUUGUAUUGAAACGCAUGAAUCGACCGGGAACACUUGUCAUAAAAUCCUCUCUGUAA